AUGCUGUGUCGCUCAGGACGGCUGAAGCGGCACGGGAAACUGCGCGCAAUGGUGUGGCGUGAUGUCGUCAUGGGAUGCAAGGCGGUUGCCGCUGUGCCACAGCUCAGUGAUGGCAUUAUCCGUCAGCUACAGGAAGAAACCCGCUUGCAGGCGAACCAGGGCGGCGACAGCCAUAGCAGAGAGAACACGCACAUGAGCGACUCCAUGGACUCAUUCAUCAGUCCAAUGGCGGAGAUGGAAGACGACAACGUUGACGGCAAAGGCAGCCCGAGCGGGGCGUCGGAAGUGAAGCGGGACAAGGAUGAUGAUGUCAACAACGACUCUUCUCUCCCACGCAGCUCCGCGUCUGUCGGCACCGACCAGGCUCUUAGCCCGGUGCUAGCAUCAUCCCGUCGCCACAGACAUCCCUCGCUGAGCCCGCCACGGCCAAUGCCUUCAGCAGAGCAGAUGGAGGAAGCUGCUGAUGGUUUCGGUAGAACUGGCGGUGAGAGUCCGCUAGUGCUCGCGCAAGUCCGUCGGCGCGCGGUCUCGCAGCUCUCGCGACGCGUGAAAAGCGACGCCGUUCACUUUCUUGAACUCACUAAAGACGGCGUGUCGAGUCACAACGUGACGCCCGCGCAGAACCUUUCUGGCAGUGUGUUGUGGCCCAUCUCGUGGUACCACCUGCCCGAUAACUGCCAGCCGCGUGUAGUGGAGGCGGACGUCGAGCGCUCGCUAUGGACUUUGUACCCGCACUCGGCAGAGCGCAAUGAGCAACGGCGGCGGUUGAAAAACACGAUCCUGCGCGUCCUACUCCACAAUCCAGAGCGCUUCUACUACCAGGGCUUGCACGAGCUCAUGGGUUAUAUGAUGUACGUGCUGAGUCCGUACAUGGAGCGUGAGGAGGUGGUGUCGGUGUGCGAAAGGCUUCUGGUGACUCGUUGGAAACGAUUCAGCGCUCACCAGCUAAGGAACUCCGAGGCGAUGCUGUACGCCACGCACGCCAUCAUCGCGCAGGUGGAUCCCCCCUUGGCUACAGCGCUGGAGUGGUGCAGGGUGGGGCCAGAGUCCCAUUAUGCUGUCUCCUGGGUGAUUACAUGGUACGUGCACAACAUCGAAAACCUAGAGGUGUUGGCGCGGCUAUUUGACUACCUCAUGGUUGAUGUGGAGGGUUCAGCUGUUAUCUACUUCACUGCCGCCCUCGUCAUAAGCCAGCGCGAGAUAAUCUUUGAAUGGAUCCACGACGCCAAGGAGGCGAUGGGGAUCAGCAUGUUUCCCACAGAGGUCAGUGACGAUGGCAUUAUGCUCAUGGCGCGCGUCUACGCCCAGCUCUCACGGCUGCCCAGCAGCGUACUCAACAGUAUAGACGAGGACACCCUCAACACGCUCGUGGAACAGGCAGAGCAGUACUGCACGCAGCAUCGGCACACGGCACAGCAGGAGGAACAGAACUUCCUUAACGGCGACGUCAAAAAUCUCGGCCUGCUGUCCAACCAGCGCACUCGUAAUGCGGCACUACGGCUGCUCUGGCACUUUCUGCCGCGAGAAUGGCGCAGUCCCGCCAAGUCAGUACGCGUGCGUCGCGUUCUCUGGACGAGCCUCAUGGUCGCCGCAGCGGCGAUGGUCGUGGCGACGGCAACGGUGGAUCUCAAGCCGGGUCGCUGGAUUCACGAUCUUCUGCAUCGCUGA
Leishmania braziliensis MHOM/BR/75/M2904 is the source of this 1668-nucleotide messenger RNA. RefSeq lists its product as hypothetical. Lineage: Eukaryota; Euglenozoa; Kinetoplastea; Trypanosomatida; Trypanosomatidae. Gene Ontology annotation, cellular component: endoplasmic reticulum membrane. The transcript has a single exon. The record is from RefSeq and is a predicted model, not a curated record. Gene Ontology annotation, biological process: endoplasmic reticulum to Golgi vesicle-mediated transport; positive regulation of GTPase activity. The coding region runs from base 1 to 1668 and encodes 555 amino acids. Gene Ontology annotation, molecular function: GTPase activator activity.